Molecule: messenger RNA, 5087 nt
Organism: Petromyzon marinus (sea lamprey)
Lineage: Eukaryota; Metazoa; Chordata; Hyperoartia; Petromyzontiformes; Petromyzontidae
Product: alpha/beta hydrolase domain-containing protein 17B
Biological process (GO): protein depalmitoylation; regulation of postsynapse organization
Cellular component (GO): endosome membrane; plasma membrane
Molecular function (GO): palmitoyl-(protein) hydrolase activity
Source: RefSeq, a predicted model, not a curated record
GGUGGGUUGCUGGGCUCCGUGUAGCAGAGGACCUCGCGAACCGAGGACGCAGCGGAUGGGAUGAGAAGGCGAACUUAGUCAAUCGAUCACGAGCGAUACGUUAACGGUUUAGUGAGUUGUUUAACGGUUGUUGUCGUUAUUGUUGUUAUUAAUAGCUGCCGUGUGGGUAAAGGGGGGUGGGUUGGUGGUUUGGGGAACAACUUGCGGCCUGAGUUUGCCCGGACCCCCGACCAUCAUGAACGGCCUCUCGCUCAGCGAACUCUGCUGCCUCUUCUGCUGCCCGCCGUGCCCAAGUCGCAUCGCGGCCAAGCUCGCCUUCCUCCCGCCGGAGCCCACCUACGCCCUCGUGGCUGACGAGACGGCUGCCCGCUGGUCGCUGCACCUCACCGAGAAGGCCGAGUGGCAGUACUCCCAGCGGGAGCUCGACGCCGUAGAGGUCUCCCUGACGCGCACGGCCCGCGGGAACCGCGUUGCGUGCAUGUUCGUGCGCUGCGCGCCCAGCGCUCGCUACACACUGCUCUUCUCGCACGGCAACGCCGUGGACCUGGGCCAGAUGAGCAGCUUCUACGUGGGGCUCGGCACGCGCAUCAACUGCAACGUCUUCUCGUACGACUACUCGGGCUACGGCGCGAGCACGGGGCGGCCCUCCGAGAAGAAUCUCUACGCCGACAUCGAGGCGGCGUGGCAGGCGUUGCGCACCAGGUACGGCAUCAGCCCGGAGAACGUGAUCCUGUACGGGCAGAGCAUCGGCACGGUGCCCACGGUGGACCUGGCGUCGCGCUACGAGUGCGCCGCCGUUGUGCUGCACUCGCCGCUCAUGUCGGGCAUGCGCGUCGCCUUCCCCGACACCAAGAAGACGCACUGCUUCGACGUAUUCCCCAGCAUUGACAAGAUGUCGAAGGUGACGUCGCCGGUGCUGGUGAUCCACGGCACGGAGGACGAGGUGAUCGACUUCUCGCACGGCCUGGCCAUGUACGAGCGCUGCCAGCGUCCCGUCGAGCCGCUCUGGGUGGAGGGCGCCGGCCACAACGACGUGGAGCUCUACGGACAGUACCUGGAGCGCCUGCGGUACUUCGUGUCCAGCGAGAUCACCGGCGCCUAGCCGCUCCCCGCCUGCCGCCGGAGCCGCGGGCCCUGAUGCCAGUUGGCGGUUGGAAGAGCGCCGGCUGGCAGCGAGAGACGGAUGCGGUUUUUUUUUUCGUUUUAUUUCUUUCCCCCUUUCCCUUCCCCCCUCCCCGCUGGUGCAUCCGAUCUCCUCUCUCUGGGGCUCAUUCUGAGCCAGCACGGCGAAAGCCGAGCCGCGCCACUGAGAUAAUAAGACCAGAUGAACGAAAGGCGCGUGUAGAUGACGCGGUGACGCUGCGUCCGCAUGGUGUCACCGAACUGACGUCGCACGCGGCGGAAGCAUCGUCGGCUCUCCCCCCCCUCCCCCCCCCCCCGGCCCUGCUGGGCCCCGAGCUAGAUUCGCACGUCUUGUCGCGAGGCCAGCGGCGUGGCACGGUUUUGAUUCUGGCUCGGCUUGGCCAAAAGGCGGUCAGAAAACAUUUCCAUACUGUGAGAGGCCCACCCUGGCGCGGCUUUGAUUUGGCAAUGGAAAAAAGGGGUCACGGAGAGAUAGAGCGAGAGACGGAAGGGAUGAAACUACUUUGAGUAAUUUGUUUUCUGUAGUCAGACCCAGGCUCUUCGGUUUUAUUAGCACCGUUUAUUAUUAUUACUGUCAUAAUACCUGUGGAAUGACUGGCCUCGGCAAUGGUAACGUGGAAUGUCCACGUAAACGAGCGCUGCCCCGUGCCCGUUUGAGUGGGGAGACCAUUGCACUCAUCGGCCGUUAUCAAGUACUGCAUCUGUGAAUAUAUAUUUUUCGAAGCGUGGGCGUUACGUUAUCGUUCCGUGUGGUCAUCAACGCACAGUUGCUCCAGGGGGGACGGGGGGGGGGGGGUCGACUCGGCCAGUUGUCUUCUUGCGCCGUUUGAUAACACUGUCAUCCUGUGCAGCCACCGGCCCUCGGCAUAGGAAUGUAGAAUUUCCACCGCACAAAACUGGUUUUGAGCAGAACGUCGAUUCGACUCUCUCUCUCUCUCUCUCUUGGCGGACAGGCGGGCGGGCAAGCGAGGCCUGGGGUUUUGGCACCGCGAGACUGCGUGUGUGCCCCUGCGCCCGCUGCGCCCGCCCCUCCGCCCCUUGUGUGCGUGCGUGGAUUCUGCGGCGAGCUUCGAUGGCGUCUUGGGCUUCGGCAGAGACGCCGCCGCUCGGCGUCGAGCGGCGGCGUUCAUCGUUUAGAUUCCUCGACGCGCAACGACGACGACGACAACAACAACAACAAUGGGGUGGCGAGGGCAAUAAAAUCCCCGGUUUAAUCGAUGGCCGUAGUAACUAACCGUUUCCAAUUGCCCUCCACCCCCACCCGGACCCCUCUCCACCCACCUGAUCGCGAGAAACGAAACCGCGCGUGCGUGCUUGCCUUGCGCGGGACCGGGGGCCAUUAGAAUUUAACAAGCCGUCGUGACUUGUCAAUACGGUUCGUUGGGAACGGGUAAACGCGUCCUUUUGUCACCGUCGGGAUUCAAACGGUGAGGCACAGCCGACGACGAGUGCCAGCAGAGCAUCCCCUUGCCGGCUGACGACACUAACACGGGUGUUCUUGAAUAGUCUCGUGCGGACGCAAACGUAUAUAUUUUGUGUGUGUGUGUAGGUGGAGAUUUGAGUCUUGUGGCUGUUUUUGAAGCUUUGCUUUGUAAGAUGAGGCUGCGUUGCUGGAUUAUUUACGAGACGGGACACGUGAGCUCGCAAUGGGGGACUGAGCGUUGGCUCUCGGUUUGGGGUGGACAGACCGCGUGUGUGGUGAUGCUGUUGUACAUUUUUGUAGCGAUGGCCCCCAUAAGGAUGGUGGGGGGGGGGGGGGUGUUGGUGACAACAGGGUGAUGUACGCAUGGCUGGAAGGAUGAUGGUAAUUUUGAAAUUAUUUGUUGUGUGUUUGUUUGAAUUUGAUUCUGGUGUGCGUGGUGCUGUUUUUGAUUUUCACACCCACUGUGUAUUUGCACGGACAACACAAACCCAACAACAAUAACAGCAGCAGCCGCCACCCGCCACCAAGUGGCGGUGACGUCACCACAGCACACGUGCGCUCACACACACAGAUGUGCUUGCAUGCAACAGGCUUGGCUUUUGUCUUGCAUGUGACGUAACAAUCACGUGCAACGAGACGAUUGAGACGACGCGGAUUUUGAGGGUUUUUUUUUUUUUACAGCGUUGGAAUUCCAAAGAUAUAUUUUUUUUGUUUGUUUUAGAAGCCGAUCGAGAGCGACCUCUCGGCCGCAAUAUGACGGCGGCGCGUUGGCGUGGCCCGCCGCUCGCGCAGCUUUCGCCGCUCGUUUGUGCUGGGAGAUUUGCGGUUUCGAGCCGCGCAGCCGCGCUUCCCCGGUUAAAACCGCGUCGAAAAACACUCGGCGCCGUUUGCUCCGCAGCAGACCACACACAGGGCACCCCCCACCCACCCCCCAACCCGUUGCGGCGUUCGAAAAAGCCUCGUCCAUUGCGCGUGCCGGCGUCUCGCACUCCAAAUAAUUUGGCAAUUUAACUCGCUUUGGCAAACAAAAUGAGCGGCGACGUCGCCGCCGACUGUGAAACUUAGCAGGACGCCUCCGGAACGGGACUCGGCGUGUGGAUUUCCUGCGCGGAUACUUUGCGGGUCAAUCAAGUGCGAAUGUAAUUGCGUGUGGAUUUCUGGGGGGGGGGGGGCGCGAAUGUUUUUUUGGGGCUAACGUGUUCCCUGGGCGCCCACGGCAUUCCGUUUGCGGAGUGCCCGCGAACUUUUAAGAGGGCGUUUUCGGACACUGCUCAAAUCGCCUGAAUGAUACUUCUACGUCAUUUUUAGUCAAUUGACAAAACGCGUGGUGCUAUGUCUGCAUCAGCAUUACUUGGAGCGAACGGUUUUUUAAUAAUGAGCAGCACCAACGUUUCUUAAACACACCUGGGGAAAAGUCAUUGGUGACAUUUACCAAUUACUUGGCUAGGACGCACGUUUAUAUAGUGAUUUGUACGAUCGUUGGACAAAACGGAUUUUCUUUUUGCAUCUCGGACAGAUAAUUUUAAGACUUGAUGUAAGUUGCCUCAUGGCAACUCGUUUAGUCUUCACGAGCGACGUUGUUUUAGUGAACGUGGGAAAUUUCGAUAGGACAGAAAGAUUGGCCGGAAAAAAAAAUGUAUCAUGCUCACGAGAAUAAUGUAAUCUUGUUGAUUAUUUGUUGUGUAAAUGCAUUUCUGAAUCGGUGACCACGGGUGCACUCAAAGUAAGCUGCACGUGACGCGGAUGCGUUUCUGUCCAAUCGCAGACGGUUAUGAUCGGGAAGGCGACUAACGCCACCAUCGCACGGCUUCUCCCCGUUGAAGAGGAACAAUUUUUAAUAGAUCUCCCCGUUGAAAAUGAACAAUUUCGUUAAGACUUUGGUGAUGAUCGAGGCUCGACUUGCACAGAUACAUUUUGGUUUUGGAUCCUCCUACUUUUUUUUUAUGGAUUCCCAGUGACGGUUUCUCUCAAACUGAGCGACGGUGGCAACUGGUUCUGAGCCGCUGUAGGCGGUUGAAGCGCUCGUUACAGAUCGUCGUUAAGUAUAAAUGGGCAUUCCUUUUACUGUGGGGCGCAGAGGCCGAAUUCGUUUGCAGGGUUUAUUCGUGACGCGCCGAGGUGAAAGGAUUUCGUGAAAUGUUACGUAGGAUUUAGCGCAAAUCUAUUUCUCUCGCAGCACAGUAGCGUCUCGAACCAGGACUUUAGAAGCUCUUCCUCACUCACGGCCGAACCCAUUUCUUUUCGACCCUCCCUCGAUCCGAGGCCUGGCCGUGAGACUGGGUCAUCCGGCGGCCACAGGGCUCUGUCUUCGGCAGAUCUUGUGAGAUGUCCCACGCUGAGGGAUGUCGUACGCUGAGAGAUGUCGUACGCUGAGAGAUGUCCCACCCUGAGAGAUGUCCCACACUGAGAGCCUUGUCCAAGCAGCGGCAUCAACACCCUUCCCUGUCGGCCUCGGCCUAGAGCCGGUUAGGAUUUUCAUCCGUACGUUUGGUGGGUAACCACACCGACACACACACAAUAA